Messenger RNA from Jatropha curcas, 804 nucleotides. Its product is annotated as G-type lectin S-receptor-like serine/threonine-protein kinase At4g03230. The record is from RefSeq and is a predicted model, not a curated record. NCBI's taxonomy places the organism in Eukaryota, Viridiplantae, Streptophyta, Magnoliopsida, Malpighiales, Euphorbiaceae.
AUGGAUAAGAUGCUAGCUAUUACUAUCAUAUUUGGUAUAUUGAUAUUGUGUUCUUCAGUUCUUCAUUCCUUCGGUAGGGAUAUUAUCUCAGAGCGCAAUGGGCUUAGAGAUGGAGAAACUCUUGUUUCAUCCGGAAAAAGAUUUGAACUGGGGUUCUUUACUCCUGCAGGAAGUUCUGAUAAUCGAAGAUAUGUGGGAAUCUGGUAUUAUAAAACAUAUCCAACAACAGUUGUGUGGGUUGCCAAUGGAGAUUCCCCACUUACAGAAACUGGUGGAGUUUUUUCUGUAGAUUAUGGCGAUCUUAAGGUAUUGGAUAAAUCUGGAAAACUUUACUGGCACACAAAUCUUGAUGGACCUUCAAAUCCAAAAUUCCAUCUGGACGCGAAGCUCAUGGAUUCUGGAAACUUGGUUUUGAGGAACCAGUCGAAAGUGAAUAUAUGGCAAAGCUUUGAACAACCAACUGAUACAUUUAUUUCGGGUAUGAAGAUGCACGACAACCUUACGCUGACCUCAUGGGCGAGUCAAAUUGAUCCAAAACCUGGAAACUUCACAUUGAAGCGAUAUCAAGAAGAUGUGAAUCAACUCAUCAUCAAUCGAAAUGGCUAUAUCGCUCAUUGGAGAAGUGGGGUUUCAGGUUCCACUGCUUCAUCUGGUAAUUCCUUGGGCGGUACCCUUGCUAAUGCACUAACUCCUCUAGUGACUUUUCUUAAUAGGGUCGUGGGAUCAGCCCUACUGCAUUCAUUGCUGAUGAUCCCUCAUGUCCCAUUUGGUGGGAUAGUACUCAUUAAGGUGUGCCAAGGUUAA